AUGCGUGUUGCCGCCGUAACUUCCCUAGUGGCCUUCGCUGUUUCGGCUGCAGGUAUCGUGAUCACCUCGCCUAAGAUUGGCGAGAAGGUCGAUUUCUCCGAGCCGGUUACCAUCAAGUGGCAGCGAGUUUCGACCGACCCGACCACCGUCGACAUUGUUCUAGUCAACGAGGAUGUUUACCCACCUGUGACGGAAACCGUUGCUUCCGGGAUCGAUACUGACAAGGGCUCCUAUACGAUGAAAGCCCACAGCAAAGAUGUAUCCGAUACAGACACUGGUGCUGGCUAUCAAGUCAACUUUCUCUCGCCUUCAGGCGGCAUUUUGGCUCAGUCACAACAAUUCAAAGUGACUGACCCAAAGGCCGAAGCUUCUAGUUCUGGUAAGAAAGCCAGUACUGCUAGUGAAAUGUCUACUGCGAGCAUGCUAUCUUCCACUUUGGCAUCGACGACUACCACUUCUGCUACUUCGGCUUCUGCUUCUUAUACUUCUUCCUCGACUGCUUCUUCUUCUCCGAUGACUACUCACUCUUCCACCAGUGCGUCUUCCCAUACCACCUCUUCUUCUUCUAAUACUGCAUCUUCUACUUCCUCUCGCACUUCGUCUUCUAUGACGACGUCUACUAGUGCGUCUUCAAUCACCCAUUCAUCUUUUACCCCAACUUCCACCCCGACUUCUAGGUCUACCAGUUCGUCUACCCUUUCCCCUUCAUUUUUGCGUUCUGUCACUGCCACUACAAGCACUCAAAUGAGCACCAUUUCUUCUCCUUCGUACUCAAGCUCGCGCACUUCUCCUUCAAAACCCCAUAUUUCCAUGUCCCAUUCAUCUCGCACCUCUACUCCUGGUGAGUAA
Molecule: messenger RNA, 849 nt
Organism: Penicillium maclennaniae
Lineage: Eukaryota; Fungi; Ascomycota; Eurotiomycetes; Eurotiales; Aspergillaceae
Product: GPI anchored serine-threonine rich family protein
Exons: 4
Coding region: 1-849 (282 amino acids)
Source: RefSeq, a predicted model, not a curated record